AUGGAUGGAUGGCGGAGAUUGAACCGGGUGAAGCUUCGCAUGGAGAUUUUGAUUAUGACUCUGUUGUUAUUUCAUCAAGGUUUUAGCUUUUGUCGGUCUCUGAACACAGAAGGUUUGGCUUUGUUGAGGUUUAGAGAGCGCGUGGAGAGAGACCCAUUUGGAGCUUUAUCGAAUUGGGUUGAUAAAGAUGGAGACAUUGAUCCUUGUUCUUGGUUUGGAGUCGAAUGCUCUGAUGGCAAAGUCGUGAUCUUGCAUUUGACAAACCUCUGUCUUGGAGGGACACUGACACCUCAACUUGGGAGACUAACUUACUUGAAAUCAAUCAAUUUACGCAACAAUUCUUUCUACGGAAACAUUCCUAGAGAAAUCGGAGAAUUGAAGGAGCUGGAGGUGUUGGACUUGGGAUAUAAUAACUUUAGCGGACCAUUUCCUUCUAACUCUGGAAAUAAUCUAUCACUGACUACCCUCUUGCUUGACAAUAACAAGUUUCUUGACAGCAUAUCUCCUGAACUAAAUGAGCUUAAGGUACUUUCUGAAGUUCAGGCAGAUGAGAAUCAGUUAAGAGCUUCUUGUUGCUGCAGAGACAUUAUCUGGAACAUUGUUCAAUCUGGAAGUAUAGCUCACCGGAUGCUGCUGCAGGUGGCAGCGGCUCCAAAUCCAUCCAUAGCCAACGAUCAUCCUAAAGCACGUCAAAGUGGUUCUGAAGCAUCGCCUUCUCCAUCUUUAUUGGCUCCAUCUGGAUCUCAAUUAUCACCAUCACUGACACCCUCAGACUCACCGUUUAUAUCACCAUCACUGACACCCUCAGACUCACCGUCACCAUCAUUUUCCCUAUCACCGUCUCCUUCAGAGUCUCCGUCAUUUUCUCCAGCAGAAUCCUCUUCCAGUCUUCCUUUGCCUCCUUCACCCUCACCCAUGAUGGCACCAACUCCAGGUUCACCUGCUCCCGAAAAUCCACCAAGUGUCUUUAUUGUACCACCACAACGUGAUUGGGUGUCAAUGGUCCCUGCUCCAAGUCCAAAUCAUUUGGAAUAUUCAAAGUCAAAACAUCACACUGUUCUCAUUGCUGGUGUUAUUGCUGGCACUAUGUUUGCUUUGAUUUCAGCCAUUGGCAUUUUCUUCUUCAGAAGCAACAAGGUAGUCACUGUCAGACCUUGGGCCACAGGUUUAAGUGGGCAGCUGCAAAAAGCAUUUGUAACAGGCGUACCAAAACUCAAGAGAUCAGAACUUGAAGCCGCUUGUGAAGAUUUCAGUAACAUAAUUGGCUCCUUCUCAGAUGGCACGGUGUACAAGGGGACACUAUCAAGUGGGGUUGAAAUAGCUGUGACGUCUACUGCAGUAAGAUCUCGUGAAGACUGGUUGAAGAAUUUAGAAGCACAAUUCAGAAAGAAGAUUGACACAUUAUCAAAAAUGAACCACAAGAAUUUUGUGAACCUGAUUGGAUUUUGUGAAGAAGAUGAGCCUUUCACAAGAACGAUGGUUUUCGAAUAUGCUCCAAAUGGAACUCUGUUUGAACAUCUGCACAUAAAAGAAGCCGAACACUUGGACUGGGGAAUGAGAUUACGAAUAGCAAUGGGUAUAACAUAUUGCCUCGAAUACAUGCAUCAACUAACUCCACCUAUAGCCCAUAAGAAUCUGCAGUCAUCGUCAAUUUAUCUGACUGAAGACUAUGCAGCCAAAAUAUCAGAUUUCAGUUUAUGGAAUGAUGCAACAGCAGCAAAGAUUGGAUCAGCAUCCAUGGAGCUGUUAGAAUCCCAUACAUCGGAUCUAGAGAGCAAUAUUUACAGUUUUGGGGUAAUUUUGUUUGAAAUGAUAACUGGCAGGAUCCCAUAUGCAGUGGACAAUGGCUCUCUCGCUGACUGGGCAUCAGACUAUCUGAGAAGAGAGCAACCAUUAAAAGAAAUGGUCGAUCCAACUCUAAAAUCUUUCCAAGAGGAUGAACUUGAGAAAUUGUCCGAAGUAAUAAGAAAUUGCAUCCAUCCUGAUCCGAAACAGAGACCAACAAUGAAAGAGAUUGCAGCUAAGUUGAAAGAGAUCACAGCAAUGGGACCUGAUGGAGCAACACCAAAAUUAUCACCUCUUUGGUGGGCAGAACUUGAAAUUAUGUCUACAGAAGGAAGUUGA
Dovyalis caffra is the source of this 2124-nucleotide messenger RNA. The record is from the annotation of a GenBank genome assembly. Lineage: Eukaryota; Viridiplantae; Streptophyta; Magnoliopsida; Malpighiales; Salicaceae.